This is a messenger RNA of Salvelinus sp. IW2-2015, 358 nucleotides long. Lineage: Eukaryota; Metazoa; Chordata; Actinopteri; Salmoniformes; Salmonidae. The record is from RefSeq and is a predicted model, not a curated record.
ACGGCAAUCAGCUUCCUGUACACGAGGCCACAGCUAAGUGGCAGUGACAACCAUGGACAAGUGGAUCCAGUCGUUCACCCAGUCUCUCAUCCAGUUCUUCAGGGCUGAGAUGGAUGCUUACAGGCUGUACACGGUGGUGCCAAAGCUUGUCAAGUUUGUGGACAUGCUGACCAACUGGUACGUGAGGACCAACCGUAGGCGUUUCAAGGGAGAGAGUGGAACAGAGGACUGUCUGGGGGCUCUGGAGAAUCUCUUCAGUGUUCUGUUCUCCAUGUGCAGACUGAUGGCUCCCUUCACCCCCUUUAUAAGAGAUGAUGUAUCAGAACCUGCGCACCUGAUCGACCCGCCUUCUGUAUGA